AUGUGGGCGGAAAUUGCUCUAAGGCCGCUUGACAAAUUGGAAAUUGAUCCCGAAGAAGAUGGACCUAGGAAACUAGAGACAACGGGAGUACAAAGGCCUGCUCGAUCUCUUGGUGUUAAUGAUGACGAGAAUGACACUGAAGAAGGGAAGGAGGAUGACGAACCAAUAUUUAUUCCGCUUGGGUUGCCCCGCCUGGUAGAAGGGGAACCAUACACUCCAAACGAUCCCGAAUGGCACACGAAUGCCAAGUUAGCCCGUGCCUCGGGCAAUUUGCGAUUCAUUAAAGGUAGGAUAGAUUGGCAGGCAUUGUUCACGGCUGGCUUUGAUAAGGGGCUAACGUGGACAUCUAGACCACCUCGUAAUGCAUGUAUUGGAAAGCUUCUCCCGAGAUCCUCGUAUCAUUCGCUUCACUGGAAGCCCUCUCCAAAAAGAGGGGACCUGAUAUGGAACGUGCUUGAACCACUUCGAGUCACAGCGUCAUUCAUACGCGCAGGCUAUUAUUAUCUUGCACUAAAACGCGCCAGGCUGGAAAGCUUUUUGAAUCGACUGCGUUUCGAUAAUAACGGCCGGCUAGAUGCUCAGCGCCAGGCGGAAGAAUCGGUCAACACCCCAUACAUCCUGCCCAUUCUAUCUUGGAUGCCUGGAAGUAGCGAAGACACAUCGACCUUUCAGAAACCCACGAUGCUGGAUAAACCAGACGUCAGGAGCAGCAGCCCCUUUCAGCCUGUUGUCGUCUACGAUUUAACAGACAAAAACAAAUAUGGGGAGAAUGAUAAAAUGCCCGAUUUACGUUCCGCGGUGGGGUUGUUCUUGAUGAUGCUAAGACAAUCGCCAGGCAGGUAUAAGUCGCCGCCACCUGGGGUGUUCAUUAUUGCAGGGAUGAUAACCCUACAUGGACCAGAGGGCUGGUGCAAUGUCUACGCAAAAGGGGUUUACAAUCCCACGAACAACAAGGUGGAAAUUGGCAUGGAUUUGGUAUCUAUCAUGCCUUAUUUCCAGGCACCGCGCCGCAAUUCGUGA
This is a messenger RNA of Trichophyton verrucosum HKI 0517, 1020 nucleotides long. RefSeq lists its product as uncharacterized. The coding region runs from base 1 to 1020 and encodes 339 amino acids. The record is from RefSeq and is a predicted model, not a curated record. Lineage: Eukaryota; Fungi; Ascomycota; Eurotiomycetes; Onygenales; Arthrodermataceae. The transcript has 2 exons.